CUGAUAUCAUAAAACUGGAGCUAUUGGAGCCGCUCGCCGGGUCAAGUUCGAAGUAGUAAUUGAAGAGUGGAAAACUGUAGCCAACCAGAGACCGCAGAACAUAAGAUGUCCGGUUCUCCGAUGAUGCUUCGAGGGCUCCAUGCUGACCGUUAGAUGGCGUCACUCUCCGCCACGGAGAGCUGUCCGCCGUUGCACGUGCUGACACAAGCCCUGCCCUAGAGGGGUUCUCACGUGAUAGCUCCGGACGCUUGCUCCGAAUGGGCAAUGUCAGUGACAUCAGCGACGAUAGCCUUUUUUCUUCACCUGCAGUUCAAGACUUUCUCAAUGCCUCAGCAGCCGGCAGGAAUUGCUUAAGUUGACGGGAAACACGCGGAGAUCAACAAUCCAGGCACACUGUCUGACGGUUUUACUUGUAGGGGGAUCCUGCAUUCGGUGAUAUAACACUCGAAUCAUUACUGAAUCGACUCUCGGGUUUAGUUUCACUUUCUUAUCAAGUUCCAUUCUCUAAUACAUUGUCAUCGGCAUGAUGGCUACGACACACGCCCCCGCGGAGCCUGCCAAGCGCCGCCGUAUCGGUGUCUUGACCUCUGGUGGUGAUGCUCCUGGUAUGAACGGCGCCGUCCGGGCUGUCGUUCGCAUGACUAUCUACUCCGGAUGUGAAGCCUAUGCUGUCUACGAAGGUUACGAAGGUUUGGUCCAUGGCGGAGAUAUGAUCCGUCAGCUACACUGGGAAGAUGUCCGUGGCUGGCUCUCCCGGGGUGGUACCCUCAUCGGUUCAGCUCGUAGCAUGGCUUUCCGGGAACGUGCCGGUCGUCUGAAGGCCGCUAAGAACAUGAUUGUCCGGGGUAUUGAUGCUCUGGUGGUUUGCGGUGGUGAUGGAAGUUUGACUGGUGCUGACCUCUUCCGUUCCGAAUGGCCUGGUUUGCUGGAAGAACUGGUCAAGACGGGCGAAUUGACCGAGGAACAGAUUGUUCCUUACAAGGUGUUGAACAUCGUUGGUCUGGUGGGCUCGAUUGAUAACGACAUGUCCGGCACAGACGCUACCAUCGGCUGCUAUUCCUCCCUCACCCGCAUCUGUGAUGCGGUCGACGACGUUUUCGACACCGCUUAUUCCCACCAGAGAGGCUUCGUUAUUGAAGUCAUGGGACGCCAUUGUGGCUGGCUGGCCUUGAUGUCGGCUAUCAGUACUGGCGCCGACUGGCUCUUUAUCCCCGAGAUGCCACCCCGUGAGGGCUGGGAGGAUGACAUGUGCUCUAUCAUCACCAAGAACCGUCAGGAGCGAGGCAAGCGGAGGACGAUUGUCAUUGUGGCCGAGGGCGCUCAUGACCGUCAACUCAACAAGAUCACGAGCAGCAAGAUUAAGGACAUUCUGACCAACCGACUUGAUCUGGAUACUAGGGUGACCGUCCUGGGUCAUACUCAACGAGGAGGAGCAGCAUGUGCCUAUGACCGUACCCUCUCGACCCUACAGGGCGUGGAAGCCGUUCGUGCCGUUUUGGAUAUGACACCCGAAUCUCCGUCCCCGGUUAUCACCGUCCGCGAGAACAAGUUGCUGCGCACGCCGUUGAUGGAUGCAGUGAAGGCCACCAAGGAAGUCGCCGACCUCAUUCAUGAGCGCAAAUUCGACGAGGCUAUGCAUCUGCGCGACUCCGAAUUCAAGGAGUACCAUUUCGCCUACAAGAAUACUGCUACCCCCGACCACCCCAAGUUGAUCCUCCCAGAAAACAAGGUAUGCCGUGCUCUAUGGCUGUGCGAAAACAAAGCUAACGUUCUGCAGCGGAUGCGCAUUGCCAUUAUCCAUGUCGGUGCACCUGCCGGAGGUAUGAACCAGGCCACCCGUGCUGCCGUCGCCUACUGCCAGACUCGUGGACACACGGCCCUCGCCGUUCACAACGGUUUCCCCGGCCUCUGUCGGCACCAUGCAGACAGCCCUGUUAGCUCUGUGCGCGAGGUCAGUUGGGAGGAGCAGGACACCUGGGUCAACGAAGGUGGUUCAGACAUCGGAACCAACCGAAGUCUGCCGUCCGAGGACUUUGAGACCACUGCCAAGUGUUUUGAGAAGUUCAAGUUCGAUGGUCUGUUUGUCGUUGGUGGUUUCGAGGCUUUCACUGCUGUUAGCCAAUUGCGCCAGGCCCGCGAGAAAUACCCAGCCUUCAAGAUCCCCAUGGUCGUCUUGCCGGCCACCAUUUCAAACAAUGUUCCGGGUACCGAAUACUCCCUGGGCAGCGACACCUGCCUAAACACUUUGAUCGACUUCUGUGACGCUAUCCGUCAAUCAGCCUCGUCCUCCCGCCGCCGUGUCUUCGUCGUCGAAACCCAGGGUGGUAAGUCCGGUUACGUCGCCACGACCGCGGGUCUUGCGGUUGGUGCCUCGGCCGUUUACAUCCCAGAGGAAGGCAUCGAUAUCAAGAUGCUGGCACGCGAUAUCGAUUUCCUGCGCAACAACUUCGCUCACGACAAGGGAGCCAACCGCGCCGGAAAGAUCAUUCUGCGCAAUGAGACCGCUUCCAGCACCUACACCACACAGGUCAUCGCCGACAUGAUCAAGGAGGAAGCCAAGGGCCGCUUUGAGUCGCGUGCGGCAGUUCCCGGUCACUUCCAGCAGGGUGGCAAGCCCUCUCCGAUGGACCGAAUCCGCGCCCUGCGCAUGGCCAUCCGAUGCAUGCAGCACAUCGAAGGCUUCUCUGGCAAGUCCGCCGACGAGAUUGCCGCCGACGAGCUCUCUGCGACCGUCAUCGGUGUCAAGGGAUCCCAGGUACUCUUCUCCCCGAUGGGCGGCGCCAACGGUUUGGAGGCGACCGAGACCGACUGGCCACGCCGUCGCCCCAAGAACGAAUUCUGGCUCGACUUGCAGAGCACCGUCAACAUUUUGUCCGGUCGCGCCAGCUUCGGCGAAGGCAAGACGAGCUGGUCUUGCUACGAAAACUGUUAAACGUUAGCAUCAGAACAAGAACUUGCACUGUUAAAAGGCGUUAAUGAGCUGGGUGGUUAGAAUCUCGUGGCCGGUGGGAAGACUGGUCGUCUUCCCUUUUACAUACAUACCUGGCCGGAAAGAAUAAAAACGAAACUUGAGAUGCAGUGAUGGCUGCUACGUAUGUAUCAUGACAGACAGGAAUUAUUGAAUG
Aspergillus pseudotamarii is the source of this 3125-nucleotide messenger RNA. RefSeq names its product ATP-dependent 6-phosphofructokinase. Gene Ontology annotation, cellular component: cytoplasm; mitochondrion; 6-phosphofructokinase complex. Gene Ontology annotation, molecular function: 6-phosphofructokinase activity; fructose-6-phosphate binding; monosaccharide binding. Bases 524 to 2932 code for a protein of 802 amino acids. The transcript has 3 exons. The record is from RefSeq and is a predicted model, not a curated record. Lineage: Eukaryota; Fungi; Ascomycota; Eurotiomycetes; Eurotiales; Aspergillaceae. Gene Ontology annotation, biological process: fructose 1,6-bisphosphate metabolic process; fructose 6-phosphate metabolic process; canonical glycolysis.